This is a messenger RNA of Aureobasidium melanogenum CBS 110374, 1746 nucleotides long. RefSeq lists its product as uncharacterized. The record is from RefSeq and is a predicted model, not a curated record. Gene Ontology annotation, cellular component: Golgi apparatus. Bases 1 to 1746 code for a protein of 581 amino acids. Gene Ontology annotation, molecular function: UDP-N-acetylglucosamine-lysosomal-enzyme N-acetylglucosaminephosphotransferase activity. The transcript has 3 exons. Gene Ontology annotation, biological process: carbohydrate phosphorylation; N-glycan processing to lysosome. Lineage: Eukaryota; Fungi; Ascomycota; Dothideomycetes; Dothideales; Saccotheciaceae.
AUGGUCGCCAUUGCCGAGUCUAUAAGAUCCGCUUUCCCAGAACCCUCGAACUUCGGAAAACUGGACAGAUUGGCAGACGAGCUGCCCGAUUUCGUGCACAUUCCACUGCAUAUGGCCGUGGAAGAUGAAACAUUAGAUGACUGGGAGGAGGAUUGGUUCGCUCACGCGCAAUACGAUGCGACCACGCAUGGAAAACUCAAAGAGCCAAAAAUUGAUUUUGUGUACACCUGGGUCAACGGUUCAGACCCCAGAUUCACCGCCACGAUGCGACCCUAUGAGCUCAACUCAAGUCUCAACGAUGAGGCUGGGGAGUGGAUCGCUUCCCACGGUGUAAAUCGUUAUCGUGACUGGGACGAGUUACGCUACUCCAUCAGAAGUGUUGAGAAGCACGCUAGCUCAUUCCGAAAUAACAUUCAAAUCUUGGUCAAUGCAAUUGAAGACUUCGAUGGCAAGAUAUCAAAACAGCGUCCGCUGUGGUUGAAAGAGGACGCAGCCAUCGGAGAAGAGCUUCAAGUCUUGUCUCAAGAAGAGUUUUUUGGGGAAGACGAAGCAAAAUGCCUUCCGACAUUCAACUCUUUGACUAUUGAGAACCAGAUCCACAACACGCCAUCAGACACAGACCGAAUCUUUGCGAUGUCCGAUGAUAUGUUUCUCGGCAAACCUCAUGCAGCAUCCGACAUAUACUCGCCUCUUUUUGGCACAGUGAUGGGCUUCAAACCUAACAGUUACAAUACCAUCGUACCACCCUCGGAGAAAGAUGCCCUGCGCUUCGGCGAAAAACCGUAUCUGAUCUACACUUCGUGGAUGCUGAAUAGACGGUUUGGCACCCGUAAAAGAAAAGGCCAGGUCCAUUUUGGCCACUCGCUAUCGCGAAGCGUUUACAAAGAAGCGAUGGAAGCUUUUCCAAGACCAGCUCUCAAAAGCGCUUGCCAGAAGUUCAGAGGUGAAACUGGCUUCCAGUUGUAUUCUUGGUACAAUGCUUUUCACUACACUAUCGAGCGACAUCGUGAAGCUCUUCUCUGGAGCUACAUCAUGAUCAGGAGUGAUGUCAACAGAGACGGGUACCUCAGUUGGCAAGAGAGACAGGCCAUUAUAAGUGAUCUUGAGGAAGGGCUGGCCAAUGAAGGUCGCAACUCAUUCCGCAAGAGGAUGUACUAUUAUGUUGCAAAGUCGCUCGAGGAUGCAGGACUUGAAGCACCCAAGGUCAAUGUUGAGACGACCUGGACAUCUCUCGAUGGACCUGCCACCAUUGCCAACAUUGACUGCUUCGAGUUCAACGUCAACGAGUGUUUGGCACCUGGCUUUUCUUCACCAUCUUGGGACGACAGAUCUGAAAAUCCCGUCUUUUCGACUGCCGCAAUUUUCGAUAGAGUAGCCAGACAAGAUCCGCAGUGCGGUGACUGUCUAACAAAACUGUUACUCAAUCGUGUCGAACAGGGCCUGUCGCCUCUUCUGCCGCACCAAGACAAGGAUGCUGAGCAUCGAGAAACAGUUUUGAAGGCCUUGAAACGUUACUCUUACGUUGUGGUAGAGCCGGAUGCACUGUUUACAAUGGUCACGGACGCCGAGCAAGUUCAAGUACGUCUCAUUGACCGUCUUGCCGAUCCUGAUAAACACGCCGGACAACUCUGUCUCAAUGACGAUGUUACCACUGACAACGAGACUGAGCUUCUGGCGUUGCGAGAGACCAUUUCAAGAUUAUUUAAUGAGCAUUGGGGUACGCCCAGUCGGUUCGAGGCAUGGUGA